CGUCGUCGUCAGUCCUGUUUGUUGUGCAUUAAACGCGCCGUCGCCAAGUUGUCACUGGCAACCAGCUAAAACUAAAGGACUAAAGGACUCUCUUACCCACACACACACACACAGAAACUCUGCUAAUGUUUGCUAGCCUAGGCAUUAUUUGAAUAUGAACUGAACUGAACAUUGCACUGGCUGAACAAGGACAACAGCUUAGCACCUUAGCCACCUGUCUAGAUCUAGAAACGAAAAUAUUAGCAGUUUCCGGCUGCGCUGCCUGACGUCGACAAUUCUGCCUCUGCCUCGGCCUCGGCCUCUGACGCUGACGUCGAGCAGCACGUUACAAUAGCUGCAAAUUCAAAUUUGAACUUCAGUCAAGUGUCAAAGCUCAAAGGAUUAACAUGUCCUGCGGCUCUAGCAUGGCAGCUGCCCAACAGUUUAGUGAUCAAGUGUAAAACCAGCCAACACCACACAGGCAAAUUAAACUACAAACAAGAAAAAUAAAGAACACUGCCAACAAAUUAUAAACUAACAACCAAAAGACUUCAACGAGAAACUCUAUCGAUAUUUACACAGCGAUCAAGCUAGAAUUUCGCAACGAGAAAACAAUUCCAAGGAAAACGACUAAAACGUGCCAAUUAGUGUCACAAUUCAGGCAACAUGGCGCCUCAACAGCAACAGCAACAGCAACUACAACAAAACUCCACAUUCAUCGAUGAUAAUCUUGACACCUGUCCAUCGCUAUUGAAUUUACCUGAAAGCCCCAUACUGCCGACCAAACAUCAGCAUUAUCAGCACGACCAAAAUCAAGACAAUAAUAACAAUAACAACAACAACAACAACCAUGAGAACGGGAACGACAGAGGCAAUAAGCCAUGCGGCGAACGUCUAGUAGAUGCAAAAGUGCCAACAGCCACAACUGCAACCCGCGGCUCUGCCCCACAACCAGGGCAAAAUCAACAACACGGCAGCAAGGCAGCAAACGGAAAUGGCCAACACACGGCCGCCAGUCGACGGCAUCGCCAUCGCUCGAUUUCCCUGUACGGCGUUAAUAGCACUGUGGAACAGGGUCAUAAGGAAAUACCCAUUUGGCUGGACAAUGAUGAGCCGCGUUAUGUAUCGGGCGUAACAAAUAAAACGACAUGCAAUGACAUAAUCAAAGCGCUGAUUGAUGAUGAGCUGAGUAAUGGCAAUGCCCACUAUUGCAGCAACAACAACAAUCAAGAUGGCGGCCAUGGCACAGCAGCAUCGCGUGACUACAGCGAUUACGUUAUAACGGAACGUUGGCGUGGUAUCGAGCGCAGCUACGACGGCAACAUGGCCAUUUUACCUGUUUGGCGCGCUUGGAGUCGUGUGCACAAUGAGCUGCGUCUCUCACUCAAGCAUCGUCGAGAGCUCACAGAACCGCCACAGCUGCAGCUAAUGCAACUUGCCCCAACCGUUCCUACGCAUAAUUUCUCCUUGCUUAAGUGGUUCAAAAAACUUUUACAUCGAAGCGACAAGAAGCAAAAAGCCAAGACCAAAGUUGCCAACACGCCAGCCAAGACAACGAAAGAUAAACGUUUACUGGCCAAGGGGCAGCAGGAAAUACCUGAUGAACUGCUCUUGAUAUUGCUGCCCGAUCAGCAUUACGAUGCAACCACGGAAGUCAAUCGUCAGGCCAAGGCCAAACUAUACAAAUUAGCCGAAACUCGUGCAACGCAACGGAAACGCCAACGUCAAAGCCGACGCACUCGUCACGAGCCGAUUGCCCCAACCGAAUCGAUUGUGAACAACAAUUGCAUACGACGGCGACGCAAGGAUGCCCCACUGCGUAAUAGUGUGCGCAACAAGUUGGCAGCCCUGCACGCCGAUAUGAAUGUGAUGUAUGAGAGAGAAUAUAAUCUGACGCGGCAGCUAUCGGAAAAGUGCAAGCAAUACAAGAUGCACAACGAGCAAUACAUAUCGCCGGAAAUGGAGGUAUCGGUGGGUCAACUGCAGCGUAAUAUUGAAGCUUAUGCGGAGGAUAUUAUAAAAACUGAACACGAACUGCUCGAGCUGAAGAUCGAAAUCAAACAUGACAUUUCGCUUAUCAAUAAUCUCAAGCGCAUGACCCUUGAAGCAGAGUCACCUGCGAAAGUAAAAACAAAACACAAUGCCGUUGAAGAAGUGAAGAAAAAGGAGACGAUGUCGACAACAGAAGAAACACCUCAAGUUGCUAAAAAUGUACAUGAAAUGCAAUUCGUUGAUAAUAUUUAUGAGUUUUGCGACAAUAAUGCAAGCAUGUUAGUUUAGUUGUAAUCCAUUUUGUUAAGUUUUAAGGAAUAA
Messenger RNA from Drosophila nasuta, 2292 nucleotides. It is a transcript of the gene meru, whose product is annotated as ras association domain-containing protein meru. The record is from RefSeq and is a predicted model, not a curated record. Bases 646 to 2259 code for a protein of 537 amino acids. Lineage: Eukaryota; Metazoa; Arthropoda; Insecta; Diptera; Drosophilidae. The transcript is spliced from 5 exons.